Ascochyta rabiei is the source of this 1566-nucleotide messenger RNA. RefSeq names its product Glycine hydroxymethyltransferase. NCBI's taxonomy places the organism in Eukaryota, Fungi, Ascomycota, Dothideomycetes, Pleosporales, Didymellaceae. Gene Ontology annotation, molecular function: serine binding; glycine hydroxymethyltransferase activity; zinc ion binding. Bases 1 to 1566 code for a protein of 521 amino acids. The transcript has 5 exons. Gene Ontology annotation, cellular component: cytoplasm. Gene Ontology annotation, biological process: folic acid metabolic process; L-serine catabolic process; tetrahydrofolate interconversion. The record is from RefSeq and is a predicted model, not a curated record.
AUGGCUUCUCUCCGGUCUGUUUGCAGAGUGCCUCUGAGCCAGCUCGCGCGCCGCACCGCUGCCACCAACCAUCCAAGAUUACUGCAGCGACAAUGGCGUGGAUACGCAACAUCGCUGGAGGCACAGCAGAAGGUGCUCUCCCAGGACCUUGAAGACGCCGACCCAACCGUCUACAAGAUCAUCGAGCAGGAGAAGAAGCGUCAGAAGCACUUCAUCAACCUUAUUCCCUCUGAGAACUUCACGUCGCAGGCUGUUCUCGAUGCGCUGGGUAGUGUUAUGCAGAACAAGUACUCGGAAGGGUAUCCGGGCCAGCGAUACUACGGAGGAAACGAGUUCAUCGACCAGGCGGAGCGUCUCUGCCAGGAGCGUGCACUCAAGGCCUUCAACCUCAGCCCCGAGGAAUGGGGUGUCAAUGUCCAGCCUCUCUCUGGCUCGCCUGCCAACCUCUACGCCUACUCGGCCGUUAUGAACGUCCACGACCGCAUCCUCGCCCUGGACCUCCCCCACGGCGGCCACUUGUCACACGGCUACCAGAUCCCUGGCAAGAAGAUCUCCGCCAUCUCCAAGUACUUCGAGACUCUCCCCUACAGGCUGAACGAGAAGACGGGCAUCAUCGACUAUGAGAAGAUGGCCGAGCUGGCACACCUAUACCGCCCCAAGGUUAUUGUGGCUGGCACAUCGGCGUACAGCCGCUUGAUCGAGUACGAGCGCAUGCGCAAGCUUGCCGAUGAAGUCGGCGCAUACCUUCUCUCUGAUAUGGCCCACAUCUCAGGUCUCGUUGCCGCCGGUGUCAUUCCCUCGCCCUUCCCCCACUCCGAUAUCGUCACAACAACAACUCACAAGUCGCUGCGCGGCCCCCGAGGCGCCAUGAUCUUCUUCCGCAAGGGCACAAGACGCGUCGAUAAGAAGGGUAACAAGGAAUUGUACGAUCUUGAGGGACCCAUCAACUCCUCUGUCUUCCCCGGCCACCAGGGAGGACCUCACAAUCACACCAUCACAGCUCUGGCCGUAGCGCUGCAACAAGCGCAGAGCAAGGAGUUCAAGGAGUACCAGCAGCAGGUCCUCGACAACGCUCAGGCUUUCGCGAAGCGCCUGGGUGAUGCCAAGGAGAACGGCGGUCUCGGUUACAACGUCGUUAGUGGCGGUACCGACAACCACCUUGUACUCAUCGACCUGAAAGACCGCGGUGUUGAUGGUGCACGAGUUGAGCGCAUCCUCGAGCUCGUCGGCGUUGCUUCGAACAAGAACACCGUUCCUGGCGACAAGUCUGCCCUCAAGCCUGGCGGUCUGCGCAUGGGCACACCCGCCAUGACCACUCGUGGUUUUCAGCCUGAGGACUUCAAGCGUGUCGCUGAUGUCGUGCACCGUGCCGUUGGCAUUACACAGAAGCUCGACAAGGACGCAAAGAAGAAGGCCGAGGAGACUGGUCGCAAGAACCCCGGUAGCGUCGCAGCUUUCAAGGAAUACGUUGGCGAGGGUGAUGACAUCACAGACAUCCUUGAGCUCAGGAAAGAAGUUGAGGGCUGGGUGGGGACCUUUGCGCUGCCUUGGGACAAAGAGUCGUAG